This is a messenger RNA of Arabidopsis arenosa, 1646 nucleotides long. NCBI's taxonomy places the organism in Eukaryota, Viridiplantae, Streptophyta, Magnoliopsida, Brassicales, Brassicaceae. The record is from the annotation of a GenBank genome assembly.
GAUUUUGCAAUUUUCUCUCUAGAAUCUUCGAUUCUUCACCGUUUUUUGCGAUUUCAGUGCCUAAAUUCAUUAGAAUUUCAUCCUCUUUCCAACCCAAUUGUCAAUUUCUCCGAUCUGCAAGAUCGCUAGGCAGAAAAAGCGUCAAAAGCAAACCGGCAAAAGUGGUUCUUCCUCCUCUCGCCGCUGCCUUCUCCGACCACUGUACAGCCGCCGGCGUCGCCUCCUUCAGCCUCUCCAGAGACACCGGUUGCUCCCAAUUCUCAUCAUCCAUGGCCACGUUUGGAGGAAAAGUAAGAUUCGAUGUCGACGGAUUUGGGAUGAUGAUGUUCGAUUGUUCGGAAGGAAUUCGAGAAGAGUGAGUAUAUCAAUCGACCCUUUUCUCUAGAUUGGGAUGAUUACGACUCCUUGUUUUACAAUGCUUGGUUAGAAGUUGUGUUUAAGCCUACUAGGGUAGCGGAUUUAGGUUGAUUGAGAAGAAUGGGAAUUGAGGAUAUGGUUUGGGGAAUGUUAGGAGCUAUCGGUUUAGGGAUGAUAUGCACUAAGCAGUAUGAUAUGUUUCCGAAGUUGGUUAGGCAGUUCCUAGCUACUGUUAGGGUUGGUUAUGACAAUGAGAGAGUAAAGAAUGCUCGAGAGGGUUUUAUUAGCUUCUUUAUCCGAGGAGUGCGUUACAGUUUGCUGUUGCGUGAGCUUUGUGAGAUUUAUGGGUUUGAUGGUGAUGCACCACACGUGGCACUUCCCGAGCGCUUUGAUGGUAUUCAAGAUUUCUGGUCCUAUUUUGGGAAUGGAAUUUAUGACUCCAAGCACUCGGCACAGACUAAUAUCAGACACCCGGCUUUGACAUAUGUUUCUAGGCUUCUUUGCAACACUCUGUUGUGCAAGAUGGAGCCUGGUAAGAUGAGACAUUCUAAGGUGAUGCUCCUCAAUUAUGCUGUUGGUGAUUCUUGUGUUGCAGGUUCAGAGGCGGAUGAGUGUGACCGGAAUGUGAAUUUCGGAGCUGUUUUCGCACAUCAGUUGGUCAAGAUUAAGUAUCGACCUUUCAAUGGUACUGGAACUAAGACCGAGAGUGUUGGUAGUCUUCUCACCCCUAUCUUCCAACAUCUGGGGAUCAGCACUGAUGGGGUAGAGAUUUCGACAUUGAGGUCUACGAUGGAUGAGGCUUAUUUGAAGCAUGCACAGUGGCUCAAGGGUAACCUGCUUUGGAGUUUCUCUGAUGAUAGGGGGAGUCACUUGAUUCAGCUUCCUCAGCCCGAGCUGACUAUUAUCACAAGAGAAUUUGUUGUCGAUUUUGCUUUGUCAAAGCUUGAUUUCUCGGAUAUCUGCAUUGGUGUCGGUCGACACUGCCUCUACAACCACAAAAUUAGCAUCACCCUUCUCAACUUCAACGAACUCAUCUUCACUUUGCAUCAAAACGGCAUGGUAAGUAGUCAUGAGGGUGACCUCAAUCCUUCCAAGAGGGGAUAUCUCUAAGAUCCUCUUCUGAUUUUCUUGAAUCUGUUCCGGCAUGGAUGCCAUCUUACUCGUAGAAGUGGGGGGAGGGUGGGCUUGGUAAGAAUAGGAACAUUAAUUCCUGGUGAAAUUGCUUAGAAAAGCCAUCUUUGUCAGCUGCCAAGUUGUCAAAGAUCUUGGAAUCAACUCUUUAAGCCAAG